Lates calcarifer (barramundi perch) is the source of this 4659-nucleotide messenger RNA. RefSeq names its product gap junction delta-2 protein. The transcript is spliced from 3 exons. Gene Ontology annotation, cellular component: connexin complex. The record is from RefSeq and is a predicted model, not a curated record. Bases 2046 to 3038 code for a protein of 330 amino acids. Lineage: Eukaryota; Metazoa; Chordata; Actinopteri; Centropomidae. Gene Ontology annotation, biological process: cell communication.
ACCAUCCCAUUUCCUCACCACCUUAAUAUAAAUCUAAUGAAUGCAGCUUUCAAUGUCACAGCAAAGUACAAUACGGCACUGAUCUCUCCUGAGAGGGAGAGAGAGCAUGGGGGUUGUGAUGGAGGAGGGGGGAAAUGGACCAAAUGAGGAGCAGAAAGAAGAUGAGGAGAGGAAAUAUGAAAAGGGUAUGAGGGUUGGGUCAGGGUAAAAUAGGUGUGUUGUCAUCACCAAUACAGUAAGAUGGAGAAAGGGAGGAGAUAGAUGGGGGAUGGGGGGAGGGGGGGGUGGAGCAGAGCCACAAUUCUCCUGUAGUCCUCCUCCUGGAAGCAUGGGCUAGAUGAUGUGUGACAGAGAGAGAGAAAAGAGACGAAGAGUAUGGGAAACACCGCCGAGCCCCCAGACAGGAACAAAGGACUGCAGUGAGGACGGGGCAGGAGGCACGGUUAGAUCUCGAAUCCCUUCUUACUGUGCAACAUCAGUCAGGGACAGACACAGCAGUACAGUGGGAGGCGUUCUUGCAAGCAUAAGUGAAGCAGCGAUCAGGGUAGCAAUCCAAGCACAUUUACCAGAGGAAGGAGGGAGGGAAGGAGGGAGAGGGAGGAGAGAGAGAGAGAGCAGAUCUAUGAGAGGAGGAGGAGGAGAAAGAGGAGGGAGGAGUGGGGGGUUGUUGCAUGCUCACACAGAGAGAGAUAGAGUGAUUCCAUGAGCGAGAAAGAGACACAGAGGCAGAGAGAGGGAGAGCACAAGGCAGAGAUGGGGACCGAAUGCUGAGGCAGAGGUAGUUGGCAGGACCGAGAUCUGCACACAAACGUGAGCAAAAGGAGGGGAGAGAGGAAGGGAGAGUGGAGGUUGAAGGAGAGCAGGAGGAGAGGGAGGGAGAGAUUGAGGGAUGCAAGAUGAUGGAAACCAGAAAUAGGCUUCACAGGACAGUUUUUCAUCUCUGCUCUCUGCGGCAGACAUGACUCUGGGCAUUGGACUGUGCUGAAAUUAGCCAGGGGGACAACGCAGGACAGCAGGUCUGCAGCGUGCUGCCUUGGUUCAGCCUCGCUGGAUGCAGCAAGGCAGCUGAUUUAUUACUGAGGGGCUGGGUGGUAGCGUGUUCGUGUGUGCUGCUCUGAGAGUGUGUGCAUGUGCGCGUGAGUGCAUCUAUGUGUGUGUGUAUGCAGGUUUUUAUGGGUCCUUGUAGAGCUCGGAGCUGUGGGAGCGACCAUUCCUCCAGUCGUAAAAUGACAUUCAGCAGGCAGGAGCUUUGUGUGCUGGUGUGGAUCUGCAGUCCUCAGUAGGAAGUGGGAGAGUGGGAUUCAGAGCUGUCAUCGAGUACAAGUGUGUGUGUGCGUGUUUAUGGUGCUGUUUGCUGAGGUGAGCCAAGAAGGAUCAGCUAUAUGUGGUAUGUGUGUUUAGGUUAGAGUAGCAAGGGUGCAGCAAAGGCAAAGAUCCUACACAAUGCAAGGACGAGCGCAGGGCAGUACUGAUGGCAGGGAGUGCAGCUAAAGUACAAGGAGUGCCCUGGGGGUAGGGUGGAGGACGAAGACAGGAACAGACGAGGGAGAGGAGAAAAGACCGAGGGGACGAAGAGAGCCAAGUGGAAAAGAGAGGGUGAUCAUGGUUGUCAUAUGGUGAGCUAUAGCAUAUGCUGUAGCGCAGAGCAGACUGGUGCGGCAGGGGGAGGACAAGCAUCACUGCAUAAGGGGAGGGGGAGAGACUGAGGGAGAGAGGAGGGGGAGGCAAUCAGCUCAGCACCUCUCCCCCACCAGGAGGAGAAGCACAGCGGGACAGGCCCAGGAGAAGACACUCACUCACACACACACACACACAAAGUCAAAGACGCAUUGACAAGCAGCCAGAUCGGUGUGUAGGGGUCGAGAAGGGAACUGGUGUGGGACAUUUGGGGGGACGGGGCUGGGUGUACCCCCGCUGGCCGGCAGGUUCACAAGAGCGCAGGCCGGUCCUGGGAAGAAGAAGAAGGAGAGGGAGUGCUUCGGAGGAAGAGGGGUCGGCUCCCCAAGUCCUGUUUUCUUUGACAGCUUUGCCACAUUUCCGUCACCAUGGGGGAAUGGACCAUUUUGGAGAGGCUGCUGGAGGCGGCUGUCCAGCAGCACUCUACCAUGAUUGGAAGGUGGCCAGAAAAAGGAGACCAAAGGGAUGUCCGUGUUGCUCUGUUUCUCUUGGAUAUGAUCCUGCUUACUGUGGUGGUGAUUUUCCGCAUCCUGAUAGUAGGUAUAGUGGGUGAGAAGGUGUACGAGGAUGAGCAAAUCAUGUUCAUCUGCAACACCAUGCAGCCCGGCUGCAACCAGGCCUGUUACGACAAGGCCUUCCCCAUCUCGCACAUCCGCUACUGGGUCUUUCAGAUCAUCUUGGUGUGCACGCCCAGCCUGUGCUUCAUCACAUAUUCUGUUCACCAGUCUGCGAAGGCGCGUGACCGGAGCUACUCCCUCCUGCAUCCUUACAUGGAUCACCAUGGUCACGGUCAUCACGGUCGCCAUCAUGACCAUCACACUCGCAAGCUUCACGCUCGCAACAUCAACGGCAUCCUGGUGCACCCUGACAGCAGUAAGGAGGAUCACGACUGCCUGGAGGUCAAGGAGAUCCCCAACGGGCCCCGAGGACUCCCUCAAACACACAAGAGCGCCAAAGUGCGACGGCAGGAAGGCAUCUCACGUUUCUAUGUCAUCCAGGUGGUGUUCCGCAACGCGCUGGAGAUUGGCUUUUUGGCCGGCCAGUACUUCCUGUAUGGCUUCAACGUGCCAGGGAUGUUUGAGUGUGAUCGCUACCCCUGCGUGAAGGAGGUGGAGUGUUACGUGUCUCGUCCCACAGAAAAGACUGUGUUCCUGGUCUUUAUGUUUGCAGUGAGCGGCAUAUGUGUGCUGCUCAACCUGGCUGAGCUCAACCACCUUGGCUGGAGGAAGAUAAAGACGGCCAUGCGAGGGGUGCAGGCCCGAAGGAAGUCCAUCUGUGAAGUGCGCAAGAAGGAUGUUUCGCACCUGUCCCAGGCCCCCAACCUGGGCAGGACCCAGUCUAGUGAGUCAGCCUACGUCUGACAGAGGCUUCUCUGCCUGGGGGCUCGAGGACCUCUUAAAUUUUGGAGAAGAGCUUUUCCCCGGCCCAGGACCCCCGAUCAUUAGGGCACAAAACUCACCACUGCAUUAUUAUUCAGGAGCACAGACAGACUCUGUGUUGUCAUUAUGAAGCAUCAAUUCACAAAGUAGAGACUUUGACACUUAAAGACAGAGGAAUCACCUUUCUAAAAAGGCAACUGUGUUGCUGUAACAAAGCUUACACCUAAAGCUUUCACGCUGGAGAGUUGUGCUCUGCCUAGGUGACACUAGGUGCCUUCAAAGAACCCAACAGAUCAAACUGAGCAAUUAUUAAUAACUAAAUUAAAUGAAAAUACUGUAAAGAUAGUCUGAGGUUGAAUUAUCUGACUUUUUUCAUUAUUUGCCUUUGCUGUAGGUCAGAAAUAAUCCCCUCAGUUUCCAGUUAUGUGUGCAUAUGCAAGAGCUUAAGCGUGUGCAUGCAUACGCAUGUGUGUGUGUGUGGAAAAAAAAAAAAAAAAGCCAAUCUCUGACUCUGAGACAGAAAAUUGAAUGCUAAGCUAAUCUGAGCUACUGAGAGAAAGAUAAUGUUAUUUGUCAUUGUCCGUAGUCUUUGAGUGAACCCACUUGGCAGACAAACAAGCACCUUUUUCAACAUGUUCUUAGAAUCGUACACAAAGUCAAACACAAAAACCAACGACACUAAAACUAUCAGCAUAGACUUGAACACUCUAUUUGUAGUCAGUGUACCAGGCUUUUUCUUAAAAAUUGUCACUAUUCCUCAUAUUGUUUGUUGCAUUAGGUGCCAGUCAGACGCCAGACUGACAUUGCCUGGGAGCUUUGCUCAAAGUGAGACACAUGGUGCAUUGAAGAUGAGUUAUAUUUACUUUUUUAACACUGUGUUAUGCACUGCAGCGAUACCAAUGCCUGCGAGGCAUGCUGUUUACUCUCAGAACCCACUGAAAUGUGUGCCGGUGUUUUCCACUUUGGCUUGUAAAGUGUGAUCGCUGUCUAAAGGGAAUGAAUGGAGUAACAUAAAGAUUUUUUUUUCCCCAAUUAAACAGGAGAAGUAUUGUAGUCACAAAUAUUUUAACGUGUAACCUCAAGCUUUUUUUCACAAGCAGAUUUGGUGCCAUAUUUCAAAGUUACUGUACAUAGAUGAAAUGUAAUAAGUACACUUAGCCUUUUCCCUGUGCGGUGUAGUUGGGCUUCACUUGGAUGGGGGGAAGAGGGGUUUGGGUGGUAAUGAAGAUUAAUCAUAGAUUGCCAGCUUUAACAAUAUGUAUUAUUAACGUGAUCUUUGUUAAGCUUUCACCCUCUAAUGGCGAGUGUACGUUCCGAGAAGUGUUUUCCCCCUAUGGACUUUGAAAAAGGCAUGUUACUGAAGCAUUAAUAGAAUGGAUAGAUUAUGACAUGUACUUAAAGAGACUGUUUUAUUUAUUUGCAUCCUGCUCCUGUGAAAUGUAAUACUCAGCAUGCAUGAAGAUAAAAAAUAUAAAGAGAUAUCAACAUAGGAUCCCACUGUGGGAAUAUUGAAAGUGAAUAAAUGAAAGGCUCUAGAACUGCAGCAAUAAUAAUAUAUAGUAUGUGAAAAAAAUAUGUGAAUAAAUUAUUAUGCAAACAGUGA